Darwinula stevensoni is the source of this 396-nucleotide messenger RNA. The record is from the annotation of a GenBank genome assembly. Lineage: Eukaryota; Metazoa; Arthropoda; Ostracoda; Podocopida; Darwinulidae.
AUGAUGGACUGGUAUUGCAGAUACUUCAUGGAAACUGUACGAGGUGGUCCAUCUUCAGACCCGUACUAUAAUCAGUACAGUCAGGGGAAGAUCCACGUCUAGUGCCAGUGUGCAGUGCACAAGAAGUGUCACGACAAGAUCUUUGGGAAGUGUCCUGGCUCUAGCAAGGAAUCCCAGAGCACUAUUUACCUCAGGGAGAGAUUCAAGAUCGACGUGCCUCACCGUUUCAAGAUACACAACUACAUGAGCCCAACAUUCUGCGAUCACUGUGGUUCAAUGCUCUACGGCAUCUUUCGACAGGGACUCAAAUGCCAAGGAGUGUAUGCUAGUGAUGUCAUCGUCCUCCGAGCUUCAACUGGGAGCUGGGAUGUUACCCAACCUGGUCUACUCGUCUAA